Molecule: messenger RNA, 1003 nt
Organism: Owenia fusiformis
Lineage: Eukaryota; Metazoa; Annelida; Polychaeta; Sabellida; Oweniidae
Source: the annotation of a GenBank genome assembly
AAUUAAACCCUCAACGACAGUAGCCAUAGGUGAUGAAUCUAAAGAAGAAACCGAUGGGUUCACGUUGGUUGAACGUCGUAGAAAGUCACCUGUCGCCACCGAAAACCGCUUUGGUGAAGAGAGACCGGCGAAAAUGCAGACUUUAGGGAAGACCCCGAAGCCCAAUAAACCACAUGACGUUAAAGAGACGCCUGUUAACAAGCCAAUGAAAGGUCUCAAGGGUGCGUCUUUUGAAAGAUCGCAAUCGCUAUACCUCGAAAAUAUUCAAAUGGACGAUAAUGAUACCGAUGAUGAUAUUAUUGCACUUGUUAAAGAACAUGCAAAAAGUAAGGGGAUCAAGUUAAUGCAAGCAUACGUUAUCCAUAACCGAUUCUCGAUGUAUCGUGUUGGCGUCAGAAUGACUGUUCCCGUCUCAUCAGCAGAUAAGGCUGUUGAAGAUGAUUCAUGGCCUGCCCCGAUAAAAUGUCGCCAAUGGCAGCGCUUCAGGCAGAACGCAAAUUAUGGUGACAACAUUCCCUCCCGUAUUACAUAUAGGUCCAGACGAUAUCAACAUGAUAAUAACCUUAUCGAUCGACCGUCAUGGGAACGCGAUGAUGAGAAAACUGACUAUUUUAAAGACGACAAUAUGUACCACAGGAACAUGUGUGACGCAACACGGGAGUAUGUACGGGAGAAAUUCGGCAAUAACCUGGGAGCAACAGGUUCUUACGCUGACUGGUAGAUAACUGUUUUUUUACUAUCGAAACACUGCCCUCAUAUUUGAGAUGCAUACCGUGUUUAUAGUUUUUUCUCUUUUUAAUUAGACUCCAGAUGAAAAUCUGGAGUCUAUUGCUUUUGCCAGUUUUCUUUAUUAUUAGACUCCAGAUUGAAAAUCUGGAGUCUAUUGUUUUUGCCUGUUUUCUUUAUUAGACUCCAGAUGAAAAUCUGGAGUCUAUUGCUUUUGCCAGUUUUCUUUAUUAUUAUUAUUAUUAUUAGACUCCAGAUGAAAAUCUGGAGUCUAUUG